This is a messenger RNA of Tachyglossus aculeatus (Australian echidna), 3226 nucleotides long. RefSeq lists its product as uncharacterized. Lineage: Eukaryota; Metazoa; Chordata; Mammalia; Monotremata; Tachyglossidae. The coding region runs from base 876 to 2867 and encodes 663 amino acids. The record is from RefSeq and is a predicted model, not a curated record. The transcript is spliced from 7 exons.
UUGGGGAGGCCCCGCUCCCCUCCGGAAGCUGUUCCACCUCGGGAUGAGCUAGACGGCCCGUGCUUCGCGCCCUUCCCGCCGACUCUGGGCCACAGCUCGAAAUUGCCGACGUCCAACCCCGCGCGGAACGUUUAGCCCAACAGGAGAACCCAACGUCAGAGGGUCUCUGACAACCCCCUCUGCUCCAGUCCUCUUCCCCGCAAAAGUUUUUCCCACGUCCAUUCCGCUGGCGGGGAGCGUGGCCCCGAGAGCAGAGGAAAAAGCUCUCUGAGGGGGUGUUCCCCACGGGGGGCCCUCGAACCAUUUUUAUAAUUUUUUUCCAGACCAUCGUCAUAAUUGUUAUAACUUUUUUCCAGAGCGAAACCAUCGUCAUAGUUGUUAUAACUUUUUUCCCGGAGCAAAACCAUCGUCAUAGUUAUAAUUUUUUCCCAGAGCGAAACCAUCGUCACAGUUGUUAUAACUUUUUCCCAGAGCAAAACCGUCACAGUUGUUAUAACUUUUUUCCAGAGCGAAACCAUCGUCAUAGUUGUUAUAACUUUUUUCCCGGAGCAAAACCAUCGUCAUAGUUAUAAUUUUUUCCCAGAGCGAAACCAUCGUCACAGUUGUUAUAACUUUUUCCCAGAGCAAAACCGUCACAGUUGUUAUAACUUUUUUCCGGAGCGAAACCAUCGUCACAGUUGUUAUAACGUUUUUCUCAGAGCGAAACCAUCAUCAUAGUUGUUAUAACUUUUUCCCAGAGCGAAACCGUCUUAGUUGUUAUAAUUUUUUCCCAGAGCAAAACCAUCAUCAUAGUUAUAAUUUUUUCCCCAAGCGAAACCAUCGUCAUAGUUGUUAUAACUUUUUUCCAGAGCAAAACCAUCGUCAUAGUUGUUACUAUGUUGCUCCAGUCCUCUUCCCCGCAAAAGUUUUUCCCACGUCCAUUCCGCUGGCGGGGAGCGUGGCCCGGAGAGCAGAGGAAAAAGCUCUCUGAGGGGGUGUUCCCCACGGGGGUCCCUCGAACCAUUUUUAUAAUUUUUUUCCAGACCAUCGUCAUAAUUGUUAUAACUUUUGUCCGGAGCGAAACCAUCGUCAUAGUUGUUAUAACUUUUUCCCGAAGCAAAACCAUCAUCAUAGUUAUAACUUUUUCCCAGAGUGAAACCGUCAUAGUUGUUAUAACUUUUUUCCGGAGUGAAACCAUCGUCAUAAUUGUUAUAAUUUUUUUCCGGAGUGAAACCAUCGUCAUAGUUGUUAUAACUUUUUCCCAGAGCAAAACCAUCGUCAUAGUUGUUAUAACUUUUUUCCAGAGCGAAACCAUCAUCAUAAUUAUAACGUUUUUCCAGAGCGAAACCAUCGUCAUAGUUGUUAUAACUUUUUCCCAGAGCGAAACCACCGUCAUAGUUGUUAUAAUUUUUUCCCAGAGCGAAACCAUCGUCAUAGUUGUUAUAAUUUUUUCCCAGAGCGAAACCAUCGUCAUAGUUGUUAUAACUUUUUCCCAGAGCAAAACCAUCGUCAUAGUUGUUAUAACUUUUUUCCAGAGCGAAACCAUCAUCAUAAUUAUAACGUUUUUCCAGAGCGAAACCAUCGUCAUAGUUGUUAUAACUUUUUCCCAGAGCGAAACCACCGUCAUAGUUGUUAUAAUUUUUUCCCAGAGCGAAACCAUCGUCAUAGUUGUUAUAAUUUUUUCCCAGAGCGAAACCAUCGUCAUAGUUGUUAUAACUUUUUCCCAGAGCAAAACCAUCGUCAUAGUUGUUAUAACUUUUUUCCAGAGCGAAACCAUCAUCAUAAUUAUAACGUUUUUCCAGAGCGAAACCAUCGUCAUAGUUGUUAUAACUUUUUCCCAGAGCGAAACCACCGUCAUAGUUGUUAUAAUUUUUUCCCAGAGCGAAACCAUCGUCAUAGUUGUUAUAAUUUUUUCCCAGAGCGAAACCAUCGUCAUAGUUGUUAUAACUUUUUCCCAGAGCAAAACCAUCGUCAUAGUUGUUAUAACUUUUUUCCAGAGCGAAACCAUCAUCAUAAUUAUAACGUUUUUCCAGAGCGAAACCAUCGUCAUAGUUGUUAUAACUUUUUCCCAGAGCGAAACCACCGUCAUAGUUGUUAUAAUUUUUUCCCAGAGCGAAACCAUCGUCAUAGUUGUUAUAAUUUUUUCCCAGAGCGAAACCAUCGUCAUAGUUGUUAUAACUUUUUCCCAGAGCAAAACCAUCGUCAUAGUUGUUAUAACUUUUUUCCAGAGCGAAACCAUCAUCAUAAUUAUAACGUUUUUCCAGAGCGAAACCAUCGUCAUAGUUGUUAUAACUUUUUCCCAGAGCGAAACCACCGUCAUAGUUGUUAUAAUUUUUUCCCAGAGCGAAACCAUCGUCAUAGUUGUUAUAAUUUUUUCCCAGAGCGAAACCAUCGUCAUAGUUGUUAUAACUUUUUCCCAGAGCAAAACCAUCGUCAUAGUUGUUAUAACUUUUUUCCAGAGCGAAACCAUCAUCAUAAUUAUAACGUUUUUCCAGAGCGAAACCAUCGUCAUAGUUGUUAUAACUUUUUCCCAGAGCGAAACCACCGUCAUAGUUGUUAUAAUUUUUUCCCAGAGCGAAACCAUCGUCAUAGUUGUUAUAAUUUUUUCCCAGAGCGAAACCAUCGUCAUAGUUGUUAUAACUUUUUCCCAGAGCAAAACCAUCGUCAUAGUUGUUAUAACUUUUUUCCAGAGCGAAACCAUCAUCAUAAUUAUAACGUUUUUCCAGAGCGAAACCAUCGUCAUAGUUGUUAUAACUUUUUCCCAGAGCGAAACCACCGUCAUAGUUGUUAUAAUUUUUUCCCAGAGCGAAACCAUCGUCAUAGUUGUUAUAAUUUUUUCCCAGAGCGAAACCAUCGUCAUUUUUCCCAGAGCGAAACCAUCAUCAUAGUUGUUAUGAUUUUUUCCCAGAGCGAAACCAUCGUCAUAGUUGUUAUAAUUUUUUUCCAGAGCGAAACCAUCGUCAUGGUUGUUAUAAUUUUUUUCCAGAGCGAAACCAUCGUCAUAAUCGUCGUAAUUUUUUCCCAGAAAUCACACGUUUCAGUCUUUAAAGCUGAACCCCAAAUUCCUGUCUUUAUGUGGCGUGCCAAGCCCAGAUCCUUCACCCGCCGAGUCUUAUUUGGACAACGGGGAUGUCCAGAACCAAACUGGAAAAAAAUUUAUGCCCUUAGCUCAUGGGCAGGGAGAAAGCUAUUGUCUAAUCAAACCAAUGUCAAUAUUUCUUUGAGCACAUUAAAGGGCGUGAACAAA